CUCAAUAUUCCGUCCAUGACAGUUGCUGGGCCUCGCACGCAGGCCGUGACGUAUAUUUGGAUGGACCGAGAUCCGUUUCUGAGGAAGAUGGCGGAUGAAGAGGAUGAGCAGCCAUUUGAUGAAGAUGUGGAGGAGAGUGGAAGUGGAGCAGAGGGUGGACAAGGUAGAAGAAAAAGAUUGUUUUCAAAAGAAUUAAGAUGCAUGAUGUAUGGAUUUGGGGAUGACCAGAAUCCUUAUACUGAAUCGGUGGAUAUCUUGGAGGAUCUUGUCAUUGAAUUUAUCACUGAAAUGACUCACAAGGCUAUGUCAAUAGGACGUCAAGGCCGGGUUCAAGUAGAAGAUAUAGUCUUUCUUAUUCGUAAAGAUCCUCGGAAAUUUGCAAGAGUGAAAGAUCUGUUGACAAUGAAUGAAGAAUUGAAACGUGCUAGAAAGGCUUUUGAUGAAGCGAACUAUGGCUCGUAGCUCUCGGAAGGAAGCAUAUCAUGGAAUAAUUAUUGUAUUGUCACUCCUUGAAAUAUGUAAUAACAUUGUAAUAGGCCUAUUACAGACUUCAUAAAAUGGGCUGUUGCAGUAGAGUAUGCCUCUGACUCAGCCAGGCAGGAUCUGAGAAAUCUGAUUCAUUUCCUCUUUUGCUUCUUCGGUGUUAGCAAUGCUUUUGGCUGAGGAAUGAAAUGGGACUUUUUGUAUUCUUACUAAUUUAAAGAUUUUUGUACAUAAUUAGUGUAUGCCAAUAAUUUAUGUAACUGGACCAGGUCUGCAAUAAAUGGUCUGAAAAAUAAUGACUAGUCAAGACUUGCAUUAAGUGGCUCGGUUAAUAAUUUUGUAACAAGUCUUUUGAAAUUCACACUCUUUCUGCACAACCUGAUGCCACAUUUGUUUGUAAUACUUUCUUAUAUUAUAAACCCUUAUACUGAAAUUUAAUAUUACUUAGUGAUGUGCACUUGUCAUGUCUUUCCUGGUUUGGCCUACAUGUUACUCCAGCCCACAUCAAUGUUGUUGACUCUUAAUUGGGGACUGAAAUGGCUUAAUGAGCCACUCUGUUCAAGGUGGAUAUACAAGAAAUACUGGUCCUGCCAGCAAUGGUGACAUCUCAUGCUAGAAUAAAGAAACAAAAUCUAAGAAUUUACCAUGAGAUUCCCAUAAAAUGCUCAAGAAAAGUUAUAUUAUUUUUUAAAAUGGAAUUAGAGUUGUCUCUUUGCAACUGUUUCUAAUAUCCAAAAUAAAAUUUAAACUUAAAAGCCUUGGCCUUACCGUAGGAUGAUUUACAGUCUUCAGAUGAAAUAGGAUUGCUUUGAGGGCAAGGUAAAUAGUAUCUUCUGAUCCAAUUAUCUGUAAUUUUACAAUCUUUUUUAUAUUCCCAUUAAAUUUUUAUGUAUAUGUUUACAUGGUCUAAAUUGUCAUAAUAUUUCCCACCCCCACCAAUAAACGAUAUUCCACUGGGGAAAAGUGUAAUAGUGGUAUGGCACACUUAAACUUGCAUAUACAGCUGAAAUAUAAAACAUACAAUGGAAAAGUUGGUAAAAUAUGCAGUUGACAUGUCGUACUUGAAUAAUGCCAUUAACAUAAUAAAAUGUUCUAAGGUGUUUCACAGGGCCAUAGUAGAAAGUUUUCUCCGAUAUUAAUUAGUUUGUUUUAAAUAGCUAUUUAACAAAAACUUUACACUUGUUUGUUUCAUGUGUUUUUAUAUUUGGGAUCUGAAGCUUUUAGAGACAUAGUCAACCUAGAGAGCUUUCUGUGUUAGUGGUGGAUUAGCAAGAAUAUUAUGGCUUAGUGUACUAGUUGCAAUUGAUUCCUAAUUAUUGUAAAAUCUAAACCAUCACUGCUUUUUAUUUAUUUGUAAUAAAUUUGUGUUGCAGUUCAA
This is a messenger RNA of Chiloscyllium plagiosum (whitespotted bambooshark), 1861 nucleotides long. It is a transcript of the gene taf13, whose product is annotated as TATA-box binding protein associated factor 13. Gene Ontology annotation, biological process: transcription by RNA polymerase II. Lineage: Eukaryota; Metazoa; Chordata; Chondrichthyes; Orectolobiformes; Hemiscylliidae. The record is from RefSeq and is a predicted model, not a curated record. Gene Ontology annotation, molecular function: protein heterodimerization activity. Gene Ontology annotation, cellular component: transcription factor TFIID complex.